Molecule: messenger RNA, 2415 nt
Organism: Nerophis lumbriciformis (worm pipefish)
Lineage: Eukaryota; Metazoa; Chordata; Actinopteri; Syngnathiformes; Syngnathidae
Source: RefSeq, a predicted model, not a curated record
AUGGACGCGGCUCUAAAUUCGCCCCACGAAAGCUCCACAGUGGGGCUUUCCUGCAUCGGGAUGGACCCGCACGCGAGCACGGGCAAGCGCAUCCGCAAACCCUCGCUUCUUUAUGAGGACUUCGAGAGCCCCUCCCUGCCCCACGCCGCCCCGCCAGGUCUGCCCGCCCCUCCGCAGCCUGCCGUCAGGGACCCGUCCCGGUCGGGCCGCGCAACCAACCAGCUGCAGUUCCUCCAGAAGACCCUGCUCAAGUGCCUUUGGAAGCAUCACUUUGCGUGGCCCUUUCACGAUCCGGUGGAUGCGCACAGGCUCAAUUUGCCCGACUACCACAAGAUCAUCAAGCAGCCCAUGGACAUGGGCACCAUCAAGAAACGCCUAGAGAAUAACUAUUACCGCUCAGCCAGCGAGUGCAUCCAGGACUUCAACACCAUGUUCACCAACUGCUACAUCUACAACAAGCCGACCGACGACAUCGUGCUGAUGGCCCAGUCCUUGGAAAAGAUCUUCCUCCAGAAAGUGGCGCAGAUGCCCCAGGAGGAGGUUGAAAUUCCCGCGCCAACCCCCCGCCAGAAGAGCAGCCAGGGACGCGGCCGCAAAACCAGCCCCCCGCGGGCGCAGCAGGUGCCGGCCGUGUCGCAGUCAGCCUACUCUCCGUCCUCCUCGGACACUGGCGAGUCCAUGCUGGCCAGCUCGCCGCAGACGGUGCUGACCAAGAGCCUGCCGCCAGCCACCAUCAUGGGCCUGCCUCCCACGCAGCCAACUACCAAGAAAAAGGGCGUUAAGCGCAAGGCGGACACCACCACUCCGUCCACCCUGGGCUUGACGGCGGGCAUGUCAGCAGAGGGACACAUGGUGGGCUUGGGAAAGGGAGGCCAUGGCGGGCAGAUCCCGGAGACGCCACCCGGCACGGGCCUGGUCCGCGGCCCCGGUGGGCCCGUCUUACUGCAGCCUAUGAUGGGAAGGCGCGUGGGUAGCGGGCGCCCCAUCAAGCCGCCCAAGAAGGACCUGCCCGAUUACGUACAGCCGCACCCGUCGCGCAAGGGCAAGCUGAGCGCGCCCAUGCGCUACUGCGGCGGGCUGCUCAAGGACAUGCUGUCCAAAAAGCACGCCGCCUACGCCUGGCCCUUCUACAAACCCGUUGACGCGGCCGAGCUCGGCUUGCACGACUACCACGACAUCAUCAAGUGUCCCAUGGACCUCAGCACCAUCAAGAGGAAGAUGGACGGGCGUGAAUACCGUGACGCACAGCAGUUUGCCGCAGACGUGCGCCUCAUGUUCUCCAACUGUUACAAGUACAACCCGCCCGAACACGACGUGGUUGGCAUGGCCCGCAAGCUUCAGGACGUAUUUGAGUUCAGUUUUGCCAAGAUGCCCGACGAGCCGCAGCUGGACCACUCCGGCAUUUCUCUGAGUGGGCACCCGUCAUCCUCGUCCUCAUCGUCGUCCACCUCUUCGUCGUCUACGUCGACCACGUCUGAGAGCGAGCCCAGCACCGAGAGCGAGGAGAGCGAGAGCAGCCCGAGCUCUGAUAGCGAGGAGGAGCGAGCGCACAGGCUGGCCGAGUUGCAGGACCAGGUGUGCACGCAGCUUAGAGCUGUGCACGAGCAGCUGACGGCGCUCUCCCAGGGUCCCAUCGUCAAGCCCAAGAAAAAGCGUGAGAAGAAGGAGAAAAAGGAGAAGAAGAAGCGCAGGAAGCCAGAUAAGCGCAGCCGAGGAACCAAAAGCCGGGCCGGUUCCGAGGAGUGGACGUUACCCACUAAAAUGCUCAAGAGCAAGUCGUCAAGAGGCGGUGUAUCGCAAACCAAAAAGAGCCAGAGCAAGAAGAGCAGCAAGAGCAACUCCAAGAAGUCAUUCUAUCCGCCGCUGCCGGCUACCCUUCUGCCACACUACGACUCUGAGGAGGAGGAGGAGAUCGUGCCCAUGACGUAUGAUGAAAAGCGGCAGUUGAGCUUGGAUAUUAACAAGCUACCCGGCGAGAAGCUGGGCCGCGUGGUGCACAUCAUCCAAUCACGGGAGCCCUCGCUGCGCGACACGAACCCCGAGGAGAUCGAGAUAGACUUUGAGACACUCAAGCCGUCCACGCUGAAGGAGCUGGAGCGCUACGUUAUGACUUGUCUGAGGAAGAAGCCGCGCAAGCCCUACACCGACCUAGUGAAAAAAGGCGGCGUGCUCAAGUCCAAAGAGGAGCUGACCCUGGAAAAGCGUCUGGAACUGGAGAGGAGGCUGCAGGAUGUCAGCGGACAGCUCAACUCGGCAAAGAAGCCUGCCAAACCCAAAGUGGAGAAGUCCAACCCCGCCGAGGCCCGUACGCAACCCUCACGCCUCAGCGGCAGCAGCUCCAGCUCAGACUCGUCCUCUUCCUCGUCCUCCUCGUCAUCGUCGUCCUCGGACACCAGUGAGUCAGACUCAGGCUGA